Messenger RNA from Petromyzon marinus (sea lamprey), 2036 nucleotides. The record is from RefSeq and is a predicted model, not a curated record. Lineage: Eukaryota; Metazoa; Chordata; Hyperoartia; Petromyzontiformes; Petromyzontidae.
CAGCAACAGUAGCAGCACCAACAGCAUCAGCAGUAGCAUCAGCAGUAUCAGUAUCAGCAGCAGUGGCAGCCAUCAUCCUGCCCCCACACGUGGAGCGGGCUCGGCACGUGACGGAGGGGGGGAGCUUUGUACAGGAUGAGAAGGAAGAGGUGAAUCGAGAGGAGGUGGAGCAAGGGGACUGAGUGAAGAAGGCGAAUCCCAGGGGGGUCUCCACCCCCGCCCCCCCCCCCAUGCCACCCCAAGUCACCAACCUGAGCGGGGGCCUCUCGCCCGAGGGCCCCCCCCCGCCAGGGGAGCGAGUGGGCCACGGCAGGGGCAUGGACCUCGUGGCCGUGGCCGUGGUCAUCUCCUUCCUGGCGCUCGGCCUGGCCGGGAUCUCCCUCUGCAAGCUCCUCCAGCGACGGGGGUACCGCUGCAAGGCCGAGGCCAAGGGGCACGGAGGCCCUGCUGGGCCGCAGGAUGACGCGGUCGACGGAAUGGACUCGGAGGAGGAGAUGAUUCGCCGCAUCGCCCGCCUCGUCACGGAGAACCCAGCCAAUCACAACGCCCUAUUCGCCCUGCAGCAGCACCAGCAAAGACCCGACACGUUUCACGUGACUCGUAUCUCAGAGGCGGGCAGAAGGGCGUCGGGGAUGCUGAAGGGGGGGGCGCUCCCCCUUAGUCCACGGGGCCCGGGGAUUCUGGGGGGGGCCAGCGGGACUCGAGAGGGGAGGGGCGAUGCCUAAGGUGAUGGGAGAUCGAUAUUCCUGGGUCUUUCGGUAAAGUCACCACGUAGAGGGGAAACAAUAAAAUAAUAAAAAUAUUAAACAAUACAAUUCUCACGACGUUUCGACUGCAACACAAGCAAUCAUCAUCAGGUGUGAAAACCAUCAUCAGGUGUGUGAUGGGAGAUGUUAUCGGACGGGAGCAAAGUGUCGCUGGACUGGAGGUUAGACCGACAUCGACCGUCAUCAUCAUUGUCUACAUUCAGAAUUAUCAACACUAACUUUAACAUCGUCGGCGGAACAAGCGAGGAACGAGACGGAACAGGCGAGGAACGAGACGGAACAAGCGAGCAACGAGACGGAACAAGCGAGGAACCAGAUAAAACAAGCGAGGAACGAGAUGGAACAAGCGAGGAACCAGAUAAAACAAGCGAGGAACGAGACAGAACAGGCGAGGAACGAGACAGAACAGGCGAGGAACGAUAUGGAACAAGCGAGGAACCAGAUAAAACAAGCGAGGAACGAGACAGAACAGGCGAGGAACGAGACGGAACAGGCGAGGAACGAGACGGAACAGGCGAGGAACGAGACGGAACAGGCGAGGAACGAGACGGAACAGGCGAGGAACGAGACGGAACAGGCAAGGAACGAGACGGAACAGGCGAGGAACGAGAUGGAACAGGCGAGGAACGAGACGGAACAAGCGAGGAACGAGACGGAACAGGCGAGGAACGAGACGGAACAGGCGAGGAACGAGACGGAACAGGCGAGGAACGAGAUGGAACAAGCGAGGAACGAGACGAAACAGGCGAGGAACGAGACGGAACAGGCGAGGAACGAGACGGAACAGGCGAGGAACGAGACGGAACAGGCGAGGAACGAGACGGAACAAGCGAGGAACGAGACGGAACAAGCGAGGAACGAGACGGAACAGGCGAGGAACGAGACGGAACAGGCGAGAAACGCGAUGCAGACGAGACGGGGAGAACGAGACGAGAUCGCCAUUGUUUUAUUUGGGAUCAAGUCCUUCACUAAACCCAGAGGGAACAAACUCAUUCGCGACGUCAUUCUGCCACACACAGUUCAUUCAUUCCUGAUGUUACUCCCCUAUGCACGUAGUUCACGUCUACGAUUAGCACGGUUGGCUACGUACGGAGCGAAAGAAGUUCAACACACAUCCCCCACCACACACCAACUCGCUCCCUGCGGUGACAUCAACUCAUUCUCCGCGUUAUUCUCCACGCAGUUGAUGUGAACUCAUUCCCUCCGUCGCUCCUCCACCACACACACAAAAGUUAACGUUCAAAGCGCCGAAUAAAAUUUUAACCACAA